Molecule: messenger RNA, 1413 nt
Organism: Striga hermonthica
Lineage: Eukaryota; Viridiplantae; Streptophyta; Magnoliopsida; Lamiales; Orobanchaceae
Source: the annotation of a GenBank genome assembly
AUGGCGUCCCACGACCACCCCAACCCCAAUCAGAGCCAAAUGUACCCACAAGUGAUGGGCGGUACCGUCCCAGAUCACCCCCCUUCCUCUUCCCUCUACCCGACCAUCGACAUGAGGGACCUAGUCGAGAAUCUAUUCCCCGAUGGAGCUGACCACCCCGGGGCCAAUGCCCCCUCCGCCCCUCCCGAGUCCAUCGAGGAGACCCUCAUCGCCGUCCCUGGCGCCAUACUCCACCUCAUCGACCGCCACUACUCCGUCGAGCUCGCCACCGGGGAUCUCCAGAUCUACCGCAUCCGCCAGGGCGACAACACCGUAGCCGUCUUCGCGGCCGUCUCCGACGAAAUACAAUGGCCUCUGACCAAGGACCUCGCCGCCGUCAAGCUGGACUCCUCCCACUACUUCUUUUCCUUCCGGCCGCCGAGUGAGUCCAAGGGUAAUUUGUCUUCCAGCGAUGACGAAUGCAAAUCGAAGAAGAAGGACAAAAAGACAAAGAAGAAGAAGAAGAAGGUAAAGGAUAAAGCGGACAGAGAGGAAGAAAGUGAGGUUUUGAGCUAUGGCUUGACCAUAGUGUCCAAGGGGCGGGAACAGCUGCUGAAGGAACUGGAUUUGAUCUUAGAGAGCUACAGUAAUUUCUCGGUGAGGACGGUGGAGGCGGAGUCAGUGGUGACCAAGGCUGGGGAAGCAGCCCGGGAGAUAACUGCAAGCGAGCUGGAAUCGGACCAGAAGAAGAAAGAGGAGGUCGAAGGUAAGUGCGCUGCCUACUGGACGACCCUGGCCCCGAACGUGGAGGAGUACAGUGGAACAGCGGCACGGCUGAUUGCAGCUGGUUCCGGGCAGCUGGUUAAGGGGAUACUCUGGUGCGGGGAUGUGACCAUGGAUCGACUGAAGUGGGGAAAUGAGAUUCUCAAGCAGAGGAUGGCUCCGGGUGUUAGUUCUGAGAUGGAUCCUAGUACCUUGAGGAGAAUCAAGAGGGUGAAGAGGGUGACUAAGAUGACUGAGAAAGUGGCAAAUGGGGUUCUUUCAGGAGUUGUGAAGGUCUCAGGAUAUUUUACUGGUUCUGUUGCAAACUCUAAAGUAGGAAAGAAGUUCUUUAACCUCUUGCCUGGGGAAAUGGUCCUUGCUUCUCUUGAUGGAUUUAGCAGAAUCUUUGAUGCUGUUGAAGUAGCUGGAAAGAAUGUGAUGUCAACUUCUUCUACCGUGACCACUGGACUCGUCUCCCACAGGUAUGGGGAAGAAGCAGCUAAGGCAACAAGUGAAGGACUGGAUGCUGCAGGGCACGCUGUGGGCACUGCAUGGGCGGUAUUUAAGAUUCGCAAGGCACUCAAUCCACAAAGUGCGUUCAAGCCCACGGCGCUGGCCAAGUCAGCUGCUAAAUCUGCUGCAACUGAAAUGAAGGCAAAACGUUCCAAGUAA